GGCAACUGUACACCACGGAUUUCAUCCGACUGUUUUUCAGCCCUUAUUAUCGAGCUAAAAGCCACACUGUCGUCCAGUGACAUGUAAAUUAUCAGGCAGUAUAGUGUCCGAGUUGAAGUUGAAAGAGAGAAGAUGACAGACAUAUUGCGCAAGUGGCUCAACGAGGAGCUCCGACUGUCCAAAGCUGUUGAGCCACAGACUAUUGCCCAGGAUUUCUCCAGUGGUUACCUAAUCGGAGAGGUUCUGCAUAAAUAUGAGCUGCAGAACGAUUUCAGUUUGUUUCUGAAGAAAGACACCUCCAUUGCCAAAGUGAACAAUUUUUCCCGACUUGAACCUACUCUCCGGUUAUUGGGGAUCCCCUUCAACAUAAACACAGCCCAGGAACUGAUGCAGGAGAAGCCCGGUGUUGCCACAAGCCUCCUUUACCAACUCUAUGUCUCACUUGAAAAGAUGAAGAAAGCAAAAAUCAGCAGGACAAUGAUGGAAGUCAUGCAGCCUGCAGCCAUUGCUGCCCUGCACAAAAAGGAGCAUGAGAUCUACUGUCAUCGACUGCCUCAGGUGGUGAAACGUGAUUCAGAGCUAAAGCUGCAGAAAAUUUCUCAGCAAUAUGAAGUGCAAUGCCAGUCACUGAACGACAGGUCUGUGAUGAUCCAUCCCAUCCAGCAGAAGAGACAACUCAAAGUCCAGAAUGUUCAGAGUCUGAAGAAUAUUGAGAAGGUUCCCAAGCCACCUCCCUACACUUCACAGUUUAAUCUAAAGAGGACACAACAUCAGCAGCAACGCAAAGCACAGGAAGCACAGAUGGUCCAGACUGAAAUAGCCCGUUUUGAGGCAAACAGGGAGAAACUGGUUACUUAUGGUUUUGCUUCCUUUUUGAGUGGCCUGCCCUCAUCAGGAGAUGUUCCUCGUGGUGGCAGCAGCCAGGGCCAUGACAUGUCUUCAAGUGGAGCUAAAAUGGUCUUACAGUCCAACAGCAAGUAUUUACAGGAUAUCCGACAGAGGCUGGAAGAAAAUGCUGUUGCUCGUGAGCAGAGAGAGAAAAGAGUAGACAGAUUCCUGGUGGAGCAGUUCAAGGCUCAUCAAGCUCAGGAGGACGCACAGCGAGAUGAGCAGCUGGUGAAACGUCUGACACGUCAGACUCGGGAGGAGCAGCGCUUGGCAAAUCAGCUCCUUCAGAUGCGCAUGCAGAAGGAGGUGAUCCGGAAGAACCGCCUGUUUAGAGAGCAGCAGUACCAACAGCGCAGAGAGAAAGACAUCCAGGAAGCUCUGGAGAGAGAGGCGGCUUUGGCUCAGCAUGCUAAGUUGGAACGUGCCGAAUCGAUCAAAAAGGAGAUGGAACUCUGUAACAGGUGUUCUGCUGAGCGAGCUCAGAGCAAAUACAAGAAGCACUUCGCAAGCUGCAAGGAAAUUUUUGAGCAGAUAGUGGACUUGGCCACCAAGAUUGGAGAAUAUCGACUGAUCACUGGGAAUCUAAUUCCAGAGAAGCAGAUGAGAGAGUGGAAGGAAUUGCUGUUCAAUGGUCUGCCUCUCUAUGAUCCGAUAAAAGGCCAGCAGCCAAGGUUUGAGUUCUCUACCCCACUAGACCCUGUAGAGCUAAAGAAGCAGGACAUACUCAACAACCAGGACUAUGAUGAAUACACUAACAUGGUAGGUGAGUGGGCAUGGCCAGAGGAAGCAGGGGAGACCAAAUUACCUCUGACCAACAACAAUGUUCUCGGACAUGUUGUCACACAACUGAGGAACAUUGUUCAUCCACCCGUCAUGGAAGCCUCCUCUCCUUCAUUUCCUCACUUCACCUUAAAGGCCUGUGUCCUGGGCAAGUUUUGCUCUGGCAAGACCAGCUGCCUGGCCAAGAUUGCUGAAGCACAUGGCAUCUAUGUCUUAUCAAUUGAGACACUGAUUGACGAGGCGGUGAAUGCUUACCAGAAUGAAGACAAGGUCACAGAGCAGCAGGAAGAGAAAGACAAUGAGCAAUUGCUCACAUCCUCCACAUCAGUGAAACCUGAUCUUGACACUCAAGAGGAAAGCAAAGAGAGUAAUCUGUCUACCCGGGCCAUGCAGGGAGCAGCUGUAGAAAAAGAGAUAAGAAAAGGCAACAUAAUCCCAAAUGAGCUGCUAGUGGACAUUAUAGUAGAGGCCAUCAGGCAGGUUCCAGCUCAGUCAGGUUGGAUCCUGGAUGGCUUUCCAGCUGAUAUCAUCCAGGCCUACCUCCUAGAGGAAGCCCUCGGCGGGUCUGUGGAUGUAGGGAAUGAUGUUGUAAGCAAUAGAACAAACCUUGUUGCAGAUCCCAAUCCACCCAAACCUCCAACACCUCCAGCUCCUGUACUGGACCUGGCUCUGCUCCUGGAUAUCCCAGAUGAGUGUGUGGUCAGGCGCGCGUUUAGUCAUACGGAAAAAGAUCCCACAGAUAAGACCUUGUUUCUGGCACAGAUUCAACACAGGGUCACAGAUUUUCAGGAUUCCUGGCCAAAACUCAAAGAAUGGUUUGGUGGAAAGCAGAACAUUUUGGUCCGUGUUGAUGCAGAUGUAGAUGAGGAGGAGCUUUACACAAGAGUGGAGUCUGUCCUGCUGCAAGAUAGAACACAAACACAGAAGGCUUUUGCCACUCCUCCGGUUGAAAAUGUUGUGUUGGACAGUGGGAAAGCUCCGGACUCCUCUUUUUCGGCUGCACCUGUAGACCAACCUCCGGGCCUCACAGAUGAAGCCCCUGGCCCCACAGAGUCCCAUUCCAGCCUGACUGAAGAAAAAACUCAAAGUGUGCAGUCACUUUCCAAAUCCAACACACAUUCUCCUCAAGGGCACUCUAGGAAGGGGUCAACUUCUUCAGUGACCCAUGAGGGCUCGCAGGAAGUCCCCAAGAACAUACCUGAGUCUGCUUCACCUUGCCCAGGUUCAUCCAACUGGGUCUAUGUGGAUGAACCCCUUCCUCCAGAGAUCCCAGAGCACCUGUGCUCCCAUUGGGAGGCAACAUGUGAUUCUUAUGUGAACAGCAUAAAGACAGUGAUGCAGCAGCUGCGCUCACAACGCUCUUUUAUUAACCAUCACCUCUGCAACAUCAGAGAGGACUACAAGCAUUACCUUGGGCGUCCAGACUUAAAGCAGGAGUUAGUGUCUAAGUGGCAGAAGGACUUUAACAGCAUACCUGAUGAUAUGAGAGAAGAUGAAGAAACCAAAGCAGAACUACAUCUAAGAAUGGAUGAACUGUGCGACCAAUUGUGGGACAUUAGCGACAAGCGUAAAGAGGAGAACGAGCAGGAGAAAGCUGCUCUCAUGGGUAAAGGCUGGGUGGAGGAUCACACUGCCAUGCUCAUCAACCACUACUCUAUUCUCAUGCAGGUGGAGUUGGACCGUUUUCAUGCCACACUCUGUAUUCUUAAGGUCUACUAUUCAAGCAUGUGCAGUCAGGUGCUGCCUGAGCUACCCUCUAACUUUGUCCGUAUCCCCCUACUAAACAGCCAAGAAAAUAAGGAUGAGGAAAAGAGAUGUCCUGACUCCUCAGAAAAGGUCGUCAAGACAGAAGGCCAGGAUCAGACAGAGCCUAUCAAGCCACCCCAUGAAAAACUGGUCUCAGACUAAGAGGAGGCAAUCGCAGCCAUCAGCAAAUUGGUGUCAGCAGAAACCCACCAAGGGGAGACAAAAGAGGAGCCGACGAGCCUGCAAGGGAAGGAAGUGUCGAAGGCCACUUCAAGUGCAAACAAAAAAGAAAGAAGAAAGCAGUCAUCAAAAAAACAG
This is a messenger RNA of Larimichthys crocea (large yellow croaker), 3732 nucleotides long. Its product is annotated as sperm flagellar protein 2. The coding region runs from base 133 to 3576 and encodes 1147 amino acids. NCBI's taxonomy places the organism in Eukaryota, Metazoa, Chordata, Actinopteri, Sciaenidae. Gene Ontology annotation, biological process: sperm axoneme assembly. The transcript is spliced from 27 exons. The record is from RefSeq and is a predicted model, not a curated record. Gene Ontology annotation, cellular component: sperm midpiece; manchette. Gene Ontology annotation, molecular function: protein binding.